Messenger RNA from Pseudocercospora fijiensis CIRAD86, 1224 nucleotides. RefSeq lists its product as uncharacterized. The transcript is spliced from 5 exons. The record is from RefSeq and is a predicted model, not a curated record. NCBI's taxonomy places the organism in Eukaryota, Fungi, Ascomycota, Dothideomycetes, Mycosphaerellales, Mycosphaerellaceae. The coding region runs from base 155 to 976 and encodes 273 amino acids. Gene Ontology annotation, cellular component: cytoplasm; membrane.
AUACCUGGACACUUUACACAACAUUGACAGAAGAGCACACAAGGUCGAGAUCCAGUCGCGACAUCGCAGAGUCGAGGUUCCACAGUGCUUGGCCAAUCCGAGCGCAGUCUCCGCGAGAAACGUCAUUUGGCGAGUUUGGACUUUUGGACCUACGAUGGUUGUGAACGAAACGAGGAGACGUCUGCUGCGGCAGCUGAACAGUCGCUAUAUAUAUGGACGAUAUCCCCUGUUACACGCCAUAAUUGCCCUCCUUCAGGUGACCAUGGUCUCGAUACUAGUGCGGAAAUUCAAUGCCUACUAUGCGAACCGACCUGUGCUCACGACUAUGAUUACCAACGCCGUUCUUGGUGGUAUAGCAGAUACGGUGGCCCAGACACUCACAGCUUUCCGACACCGCCAACGACAGAGACUUCUGCAUCCAGAGGCAUCGAAGGACGAUUUCUUCUCAAUAGAGAUCCAGGAUUUGGACAAGAAGGUACCUUGGCCGGAAGAUGAUUAUCUGACACCUGUUUCCAAGCGAGGGCCACCUCCCUUCGACUUUGAGAGAUUGACAAGAUUCAUGGCGUAUGGAUUCAUAAUGGCUCCAGUACAGCACAAGUGGUUUGGAUGGCUGUCAAGACUGUUCCCCGUGGAAGGCGGAAAAGGCACAACAAAUGCGCUCAGGCGCGUAGCGCUCGAUCAAUUCAUAUUUGCGCCCUGCGGUCUGGCAGCAUUCUUCACCUUCAUGACUGUCGCAGAAGGCGGUGGCAAGCGGGCUGUGAUGCGCAAGUUUCAGGACGUCUACUUGCCUGCACUCAAAGCCAACUUCAUAGUCUGGCCGUUGGUGCAGAUGCUGAACUUCAGAGUCAUCCCGAUUCAGUUCCAGAUUCCUUUCGUGUCGACUGUGGGUAUCUUCUGGACUGCGUAUCUUUCCCUCACCAAUUCCUCAGAUGAACCGAUAGAGAGCCCAGCCGGCCCACGCUCCCCAGCCGCAUGAGCACUUGAUACGAACUUUCCUUGCUUAUGAUCUCCUACACUUGGCAUUUUGCGCAGUCGAGCUGCAUCAUUGGAACGGGAACGCUACAGUCGGAGACACUCGGGAUGGGUUCGUCUUAGCUUGGCGUCGUUGGGAAGAUCUCGGAUAUUGAGAAUCAGCAUCAGGCGUCUUGAUUUGGGAGCGUAGCCUCGGGAGUGGGGCUUCAUUGUACGUUACGUCUUGCUUAUGAGAACAAGUUCACGAAGACU